UUCAAAUCAAUGGCAAAAAUCACCAUGGAUUAAACGCAGCCAUGGAUUAGAGUGAAUUAUUGUCGCACCAUUUUAGACAUCUGUCUGCGGGCAAGAUAAUGAGGUAUUUAGCAGGAGAUCAAGGCUAAAAUUAGGCCCGGUCCGUGAGGUUUAAACGCCACCAAGACUUUCAGCAUUUGGUGCUGUUGUUGUUUUUGUUGUUGUUGCGUCUGCGGCAGUUUACAGUCGAAGCUUAGACCCCGUUCAGUUAGCACAAUGUCAGGAAAAUGAAAAGCCACUGGUGACGACUAACUGGAUUAAGCAAGUUUGAAUGAGGAGGUGCCCGGAGUGUAACCAACGGUGAUGUGAGAGGGAUUUCCCUUUGUCGGCUCUGCCUGUGCUUUCCUUGCCUUCCGGCUAAUCCUCAGCUAUUCUCACCGACGACCUUGGGCUCAAUGCUAAUCUGACCGGAGAGAGAGAGAGAGAGAGAUAGAGAGAGAGAAAGAAAGCCUACGAGUCUUUAAGCCUUCAGAGCCCGGGUUAUGGGGAGUUUGGAUGAAGAACAUGGUCCGUCAGAUGUUUGCAGUUGUUCAGGUAUGAAGGGCCUCGUGAGCAGCAGUCAUGCUAUGUGAGGACUCAUCUGCCGGUCUGGAUUCGGUGGUUCUGGUGAAACCAGAUGCUGAGGCCUCCACGGAUCCUGCACCGGAGGUCGUUCGGAGCAGCACUUACGUUUCCUCUGUACUCGGCGGCAUCAGUUUAAACGCAGAGGAGCCGUUCUGUCGUAUCUGUCAUGAAGGCAGCGGCGCGGGUGAUCUGUUAUCUCCCUGCGAGUGUGCUGGCUCUCUGGCGAUGGUGCACCGUGUUUGUCUGGAGCGCUGGCUCACGGCCUCCGGCACCAGCCACUGCGAGCUCUGCCACUUUGAGUUUGCUCUGGAGAGACUUCCCAAACCACUCAGCGAGUGGUUCACCGCACCUUCCAUGCAGCAGCAGAGACGGACGCUGUGCGGGGACGCCAUCUGCUUCCUCUUCAUCACACCCUUAGCGAGUCUGUCGGGCUGGCUGUGUGUGCAGGGAGCCAUGGAUCUGUACUACAGCAACAGCAUGGAGGCCGUGGGACUCAUCGUUCUCACACUCACGCUCUUCACUAUUUACCUCUUCUGGACUGUUGUAUCUCUACGUUACCACGUUCAUCUCUUCCGGACGUGGAAUGAGACGAAUCCCAGCGUCCGGCUACAGGUUCCCCGUCCUGUGAAGACACAUCAGAGACCAAAACAUCUAAUGAUGCAUUUCUUGUGCAAAUACAAGAGUAAGGAGACCAUGGUGUAGUGCCUGGAACAUCACCAGGAAGAAAACAGUUGUUUCAGACAAACUCUGACUUCACGACGUCCUCAUUUUGAGUGAAGCUCUGAUUUCGACCUGGAAGGACGUUCUGAUAGGGGACAUACAUGCUGAUCUGAAUCGAUGUCGUAAUUUGGAUUGAAACCCCAAUUUUGAGAGGUUUUGAGCGACACUCUGAUUUGGAGCGGAGGGCUUCAUCUGAAUUUCUGUCAUGAAUAACGGAAAACUAAAAGAAGAAACUUCUUGGAAAAGCGCGUCAAACCACAAGAAUACGACGCGUCUUCUUAAAUAAACUGGAGAAUAAUGUUUUUGAUAUGACGAUGACUGAAAUAUUUAUUCCAUGCAGGUUUUACCUUAAAAGACUAGCUUCGUCCUUAUUCAGCUGAUUAUAUAUAUCUAGAAGAACAGUGGCUAGGUGAGACAAUCAUACAGAUGGCUGAUCAUUUCAUUACUGCUUGCUUCAACAUGGAAAAAAAUUCAACACGAACAUUUAAUCAUUUGAUGCUGUAGCUGAACUGAAAAGCCUAAAAUGAAUCCACCACGUGAAAAUAUAAACUACCAUUUUUGUAAAGAAAUAAAUACUUUUAUUCAGCAAGAAUGCAUAAAAAUAUGAAAAAUCACAGUAAAGGCAAUUUAUUUCUAUUUAUCAAAAAAGUAUUUAUUUUAUCACGGUUUACACAGAUAGUAUAUGAUGCAGCACAAAUGUUUCCAACAUUGAUAAUAAUAAUAAAUGUUUCUUGAGCAGCAGCAUAUUAGAAUGAUUUCUGAAGGAUCAUGUGACGCUGAAGACUGGAGUAAUGAUGCUGAAAAUAGUUUUAAUUACAGGAAUAAAUUACAUUUUGAUAUGCAUAGAGUCUUUUUUCAUAUCCCAAUUUUUUUCAAUGAUUUAAAGUUAAAAAACAACAAAUUCAUGCAAAUUUGCCACCAGUCUGCAGUUCUCACUGUAAAAAUAUUAAAUAUAUUAAAUGUUUUUACACUACUUUAACUCAUCAAAAUAAGCUUCACUUUAAUAAUAAGUCACUUUUUUAGUUGUAUAAAAUUCUGUUUGAUUUUUAAAGUCAGUUUAAUGUAUUAUAAGUUCGAAUGAAUCAUGCACCAAGUUGAUUAUGCUAAAGAAAUUUCAGUUUUUACGUUUUUAAGCGGCCUAGUUGCGAUUUGAUUCCUAUUGGGAA
Molecule: messenger RNA, 2489 nt
Organism: Puntigrus tetrazona (Sumatra barb)
Lineage: Eukaryota; Metazoa; Chordata; Actinopteri; Cypriniformes; Cyprinidae
Gene: marchf3
Exons: 5
Coding region: 601-1305 (234 amino acids)
Biological process (GO): protein ubiquitination
Molecular function (GO): ubiquitin-protein transferase activity; zinc ion binding
Source: RefSeq, a predicted model, not a curated record